UUUAUCGUUACUGUUUUGCACAUCCUUAGAACAUUUUCUCUGUGGUUUCAUAAUAAAUUGAUUUUAUUUUUAAUUCAACUACCUGGUUGAACUGGAAUAUACAUUUUCUAAAAUGGGUGAAAGAUAUAAUAUACACAGUCAAUUGGAGCAUUUGCAGAGCAAGUAUAUCGGUACCGGACAUGCGGAUACAACAAAAUUUGAAUGGCUAACUAAUCAACAUCGCGAUUCCCUUGCUAGUUAUAUGGGACAUUACGAUAUGCUGAAUUAUUUUGCAAUUGCUGAAAAUGAGUCUAAAGCGCGCAUUCGAUUUAAUUUGAUGGAGCGUAUGUUGCAGCCGUGUGGACCGCCACCAGAAAAGGCCGACGAUUAGAAAUUAGUUGCCAAAAAAGGUAUUGUAAUGUGUAUCAACUAGGAAGUUUAAUUAUCUAAAAUAAAGUAAAAAUUGAUUUUGUAUAUAAAAGAAAAA
Bactrocera latifrons is the source of this 466-nucleotide messenger RNA. RefSeq names its product probable splicing factor 3B subunit 5 (gene Sf3b5). NCBI's taxonomy places the organism in Eukaryota, Metazoa, Arthropoda, Insecta, Diptera, Tephritidae. Bases 113 to 370 code for a protein of 85 amino acids. The transcript has a single exon. The record is from RefSeq and is a predicted model, not a curated record. Gene Ontology annotation, biological process: mRNA splicing, via spliceosome. Gene Ontology annotation, cellular component: U2 snRNP; precatalytic spliceosome.